AAGAUAGAGCCUUUAAACAUUCACAUAAUGUGGCUAAGGAAAAGUGCAUUUGGACGGCUAGAAAAGGCUCUGAAUUGUGGUGACCUAAUUCUUAUUUGUUUCCAGGUUGGCAUGAUGGCAUUGCCAUUAAGCCUUGAAGGAACAUUAAACCCUUUAUGCUAUUUCAAUCCCUAUGCAACUUUGCGUAUAAAUGCAGCGGUAGGUGGAUUCCCCAUCCACCAAUUACCAUUGCACCCUUCAUUUAGUAGGAAGAAAUCACUGCCCUUUAAGCUAAAGGCAAAUGAAGCGAGGGUACUAUAGUCAUCUAGUGGUAACCCAGGAGGCAGUCCAAUGCCAUCUUUCCCCUUUCAGUUGCUUAUGCUCUUUAUGGCAUAUUCAUUUUCCUUAUAUUUCCAUGGCAUGGUGACAGCAGAGAAGAAGGGAAGAACCUUUUGAGUAUUGAAAGAUAACCAAUGGAAGAACAAAUUGAUUUGGUCGGGAAAGCAUUUGUUGAUCAUUACUACCAUCUUUUCGAUAAUGAUCGGCCAGCUCUGUCUUCUCUCUACCAGCCUUCCUCCAUGUUGACGUUUGAGGGCCAGAAGAUACAAGGGGUUGAGGACAUCACUGCCAAGCUUAACCAGUUGCCAUUUGAUCAAUGCCGACAUGUAGUCAGCACCAUCGAUUCACAACCUUCUUCUUUCACUGGUGGUAUUGUUGUUUUUGUCAGUGGCAGCCUCCAAUUGCCUGGAGAGGAGCACCAUUUACGCUUCAGCCAGAUGUUCCACUUAAUCCCCGUGCCUCAAGGCAACUUCUUCGUGCAGAAUGACAUGUUCCGCCUCAAUUAUGGUUGAAUUUUUUUCCCAUUCAAUCAUUUGUGUUGUAUACUUAUUUCAGUCAAUACUGAUUUCUCGAAUAAAAUCGUUCAUUCCCUCUUUAUAUAAUUAUAUUACUCUUUUCUACCAAUAUCAUUUCUUUCACUAAACAUUCUGAAUCCCAUCCACGUGUUUAAACAGAAUAAUUUUGAUUCAAGUGCCAAAAUUGGUUUAAAUCGUACUCGGGUCCUUUUAAAGCUCCUUGGGCAUUGUUAUGAGU
Messenger RNA from Durio zibethinus, 1071 nucleotides. RefSeq names its product nuclear transport factor 2B. The record is from RefSeq and is a predicted model, not a curated record. Lineage: Eukaryota; Viridiplantae; Streptophyta; Magnoliopsida; Malvales; Malvaceae. Gene Ontology annotation, biological process: nucleocytoplasmic transport.